AUGUCUUCUCGUCUUGGACUUCGCUUCUUCCAGAACGCCCGCUCGGGCUUCCGCAACUCCGGUCCCUUCCGUCGGCCUGGUGCCCAGGGAUUCCGGUUCCAGAGCUCCGAUGCUGCGGCCGCGGACAAGCAGAGCACUUUCCAGCGUAUGUGGAACAGCCCGAUCGGUGUCAAGACGGUGCAUUUCUGGGCCCCUGUCAUGAAGUGGGCUCUGGUCAUCGCCGGUAUCUCCGACUUCAGCCGUCCCGCCGAAAAGCUCUCCCUCACUCAGAACGGUGCCCUGAUGGCCACCGGAGCCAUCUGGACCCGUUGGUGCAUGAUCAUCACCCCCAAGAACUACCUGCUCGCUGCCGUCAACUUCUUCCUGGGCUGCGUCGGUGUCGUCCAGGUCACUCGUAUCGUCAACUACCGCCGUAGCCUGGACGGCUCGACGACAGAGGCCGUGAAGGAACUGGAGCACGAGGUCGCCGAUUCCGCCAAGGCCGUGGCCGGUAAGGCUGAGCAGGCCGUCGAGAAGUCGACCUGA
Aspergillus affinis is the source of this 525-nucleotide messenger RNA. Its product is annotated as mitochondrial pyruvate carrier family protein. The transcript is spliced from 4 exons. Gene Ontology annotation, biological process: pyruvate import into mitochondria. The record is from RefSeq and is a predicted model, not a curated record. The coding region runs from base 1 to 525 and encodes 174 amino acids. NCBI's taxonomy places the organism in Eukaryota, Fungi, Ascomycota, Eurotiomycetes, Eurotiales, Aspergillaceae. Gene Ontology annotation, cellular component: mitochondrial inner membrane. Gene Ontology annotation, molecular function: pyruvate transmembrane transporter activity.